Messenger RNA from Colletotrichum siamense, 6282 nucleotides. RefSeq names its product Protein MLP1-like protein. Bases 1 to 6282 code for a protein of 2093 amino acids. The record is from RefSeq and is a predicted model, not a curated record. Lineage: Eukaryota; Fungi; Ascomycota; Sordariomycetes; Glomerellales; Glomerellaceae. Gene Ontology annotation, molecular function: structural constituent of nuclear pore. Gene Ontology annotation, cellular component: nuclear pore. Gene Ontology annotation, biological process: protein import into nucleus; mRNA export from nucleus. The transcript is spliced from 3 exons.
AUGGCAGCGGCGGUGGACGUCGGCUACGUAGCUGGCCACCUCGGCUUGCCUGAGUCGACUGUGUCGACCGUCACAACCGAACCUACCCCCGAGCUCGUCGCAAGCCUUCUGGAGGCCGUCAUCUCUAAGGCUCGCGAGUACGAUGAGCUGUAUGCGCAAAAACUGCAGGUCGACAUCGAGCUUGAGAGCGCGAACCACAGUGCCGAGUCGAAAUGUCAGAGUUUCAAGGCGACCGCCGACAAGGCUUUGAAGGACGUGGAGGAAGUUCGCCAGAAGCUCAAGGAGGAAGAGACGAAACGACAAACGGUCGAGAAUGAGCUCCAAUCCCUCAAGUCCCGUGGUUCCGACUACGAUUCCGAAAUCACGACCCUCCGCGACCGCAUCGAGUCCCUUCAAUCUUCUAACCGCGCAAAUAUGGCUCUGCUGGAGUCGCGCAAUGCCCGCGACUCUGAGCUCUCCGAGGAGCUUGCGAAGCAGCACCAAAAGAACGUACAGCUGAACAAGGAAAUCACAUCUCUCCAACAACAGGUCCAGAGCGCGCAGGCAGCGGUAAGCAGCGCCAAGUACCGCGAAGAAUCCCUCCAGCAACAGCUCGACCUUGCGCGACGCAACAGCGAAUGGUUCGAGACCGAGCUCAAGACCAAGAGCGACGAGGCCUUGAAGUACCGCCGCGAAAAGGGAGCCCGAAUCGCCGAGCUGCAGCGUCAGAACGAGGAUGCCAAGUCGAACAUCGAGGCCCUCAAGCGAAGCGAGCAGCAACUGCGAGACCGUCUCGAUGCCGCCCAGGCCAAGGCCGAGGAGGCUCUGACCAAGGUUCAACAGCAGCAGGAGGCCUUUGCACGCAGCGAAGAAAGCUACAAGCACGAGCUGGAGAACAAACAGCGUGUCGUCGAGAUGACAAACCAGCUUGCCGACAGCCACAAGAAGCGCGUGCAGACCCUCGAGGGUGAGAAGGAGUCUUUGAAGGAGAAACAUUCCAACGAGAUUCGAAGGAUUCAGCAGGAACUUGAGAGGGAGAAGGAGACGUGCCGCGAGCUUGAAGAAAGGAUCACGCAGCUCGAAGGCGAACUUGAUCAGGUCCACGCCCGAAUGGAGCAAGGCCCUCCUCCCGGCUCCCCCGCUCCUCAGACUCCUCGCAUGAACGGUUCGCUGCUCGGCCGCCCUGCUUCGCCCUUCGCAACACCUGGCUCUGCCCGUGCCAGGUCUGCGAUUACCGCCACCCAAGCCAUCGAAGAUUUAUACAAGGUCAAGGGCCAGUUGGCCGGAGAGAAGCGCCGGAACCAGCAGCUUGCCGAAGAGCUCGACAACAUGAUUGCGCUGUUGGAGGCCAAGUCCCCCGAGAUCGAGGAACUGCAGAAUGAGGCCGACUCACUGAGAGCCGAGAUCACCCACAUGUCUGAGCUAUCUCAGACCAGCUUCGAGGAGCGCGAUGCCGCUAAGAAGAGCGCCAGGAAGGCAGAGAGUGCGCUGGCAAACGCCCAAGCUGAGUCCAAGAUCCUCCGCACUCAAGUCCGCGAUCUCAGCACCCAGAUCCAGAUGCUGGUCUUCAACAUGCACGCCCGCGAGAAGGGUCUUGACCAGCUGACGCGCGAGGAGACUGUCCGCCUCGAGCAGCUCUCCCGAGGCGAGAUCACCGAGGGCGCGCUCUCCGACAUGUCCGACACCCACCAGUUCAUCACGCAAAAGUUCGUCGUCUUCAAGGACAUCCAGGAGCUUCAAGCCAAGAACCAGGAACUGCUUCGCGUUACCCGCGAGCUUGCCGAGCAGAUGGAGAGCGAGGAAGCCGUGGCCGCCAAGAACCAGGCGGUCGAGGACCACCAGGCUGUUGAGCGUCUGCAACAGGAACUCGCCAGCAUGAUCAACGAGACGAAGUCACUGAGAACGACAAUGGAAAGCUUCAAGGCCGAGCGUGACAUGUUCCGCCGUUUGCUUCAACAAAAGGCGUCCGCCGGGGAGCUCGCCUCUAUCUUGGGUGGCUCUGAGGACGGUCAACGCCUGCCGCUCGCUAGCAUCGAGACGGAAGAUGGCGACGGCGUGUCCCCAUCUGCUGCUCUCCGUGCUCUGCAAGUGGAAUUUGAUACUUAUCGUAACGACGAGGAGUCUGUUCGACGAUCUCUCAGAGAACAGAUUGAUAGACUCUCGAGCGAGAAGAACAGCCUGCAGGGCGAGGUCGCCAAGAUUUCCAGCCAAAUUACUCUGGCUUCCGAGCGAUACGAGAUGCUUCACUCCAACUUUGUUGCUCUGCAGAGCGAGAACAAGGAGCUUCAGAAGCGCAAUCAGUCCCUGUCCGAGGACUCUAUCAAGCAGGAGAUCCGGACGCAACAGGUUGCUGAAGAGCUGGUCGACGCCAAGGGCUUGCUGGAGAGCAUUCGCAACGAGGCCGCUAAUCUCAAGGCAGAGAAGAAGUUGUGGAAGGAUAUUCAGGAUCGCCUCAACCAGGACAACGAGAAUCUUGUCCAAGAAAAGACACGCCUCAACAACCUGCUGGCUACUCAACAGUCAAUGCAGAAUGAACGCGACAUCACCGAAUCCGAGUAUAGACGAAAGACCCAGACCAAGAUCGACAGCCUCGAGCAAGAGCUCAACGACACCAAGAGGAAGUUGUCCGACGAGAUGGAGGAGGGCAAGAAAUUGCAGCUACGAAAGGAGUUUGAUGCUCGCGAGGCGCAGAAGCGGAUUGACGAGCUAUCCACCAGCCUCAGCCAGAUCCGCGAGGAGCACGUCGCCAUUAAGACCAGCCGGGAUCAUCUCCAGGCUCGUGUUGACGAGCUCACCAUCGAGCUUCGCAGUGCCGAGGAGCGCGCUGGCAGACUUGCGCCACGACCCACACCUCGACCCGGCACCAUGGCGCCGCCUGCACCGACAAAUGAGGAGAAUGAGGCCGAGGUUCGCGAGCUCAUCAAUGAGGUCUCUGACCUCAAGAGGGAGCUUGACAUGGCCAAGGCCCACCUUGAGACCGCCAAGGAGCAGGCUGAGUCGUACAAGCAGCUCAGUGAGCAGAAUGAGGAAGCCUUGUCCGAAUUUACUGCCUCGCAUGACCAGUUCAGAGAGGAGAUGGAGUCGACCCUGUCUGGCAAGGACGCCAAGAUCAAGGAGUUGGAGCAGCGCGUUGAAGAUCUUUCUUCCGAGCUGGCUAAUUCCAACAAGGAGCUCUCUCACCUGCGCGACUCCCAGGCUGAGGUGGCCCGCAAGUACGAAGAUGAGAAGACGAUUUUGGAUGACGAGAUCAAGCGCUUGAAGGAGGAAUCCGAGCGCCACUCUGAGGCAGCCAAGUUCCACCAACAGGAUCUUCGUGCUCAGUCCGAGAUCACCGCCAAGGCCCAGCAAGACUACGAACAGGAACUGGUCAAGCACGCCGAGGCAGCCAAGCUGGUUCAGCAGCUUCGGACAGAGUACAACAAGCUGAAGAGCCAGACUGCUACCCUCAAGGCCGAGGCCGAAUCUGCUAAGGUUGCCCUCACCCAGAGCGAAGGAUCUUGGGAGGAGCGUCGCCAGCGAUUGGAGCAAGAGAUGGCUGAGAUCAAGGCCCGCCGCGAUGAUGUGAACGCUCAGAAUAAGCUUCUACACGAGCAGCUCGAGAGCAUCACCAAACAAUUCUCGGACUUGAAGCAAAGCAGGACCGCCUCUACGGACGACACCAACGGGGACACCGAGGGUGGCAACGACAGUGCUGCCGACGGCCUUCGCGAGCUCAACAACUACCUUAGACGCGAAAAGGAGAUUCUUGAAGUACAAUACGAUCUGAAGGUGCAGGAGGCGAAGCGCCUGCAGCAACAGCUCGAGUAUUCUCAGUCUCAACUGGACGAAGCUCGCUUGAAGCUCGACCAAGAGCGUCGUUCCCAGUCCGAGAGCGGGCAGGCGUCCAUUGCCCACAAAGACCUCAUGGAGAAGCUGAACGAACUCAACCUUUAUCGUGAGAGCAGCGCCACCCUGCGUAACGAGCUAGCCCAGGCACGCGCUCAAAUCGCGGAGAAGAACACCAAGAUCGAGGAGCUUGAGGGCAAGGUCCAGCCUCUCGAGGCCCGCAUCGAGGAGCUUCAGACGCAAAAGGGCUUCCUCGAGGAGGAGAUUAAGCAAGUUCAGGAGGACCGCGACAGAUGGCAGAAGCGCACUGAGGGCAUUCUUACGAAGUAUGGCCGCGUCGAUCCUGCUGAAAUGGAGCAACUCAAGCAAACCAUCGCUGAUCUCCAGGCUGAGCGUGAUGCUCUCAAGGAAGGCGAGGGCCCUCUACGAACUGAGCUUGAGGAGGCGAAGCAGCUGCUGGAGACGGAGAAGGCGGGCUGGCAGAACACUCGCCAGCGCAUGACAGAACAAUUCAAGGAACGCUCGAGAAAGAUCACCGGCGAGAGGAACGAGGCACUUACCGCCAAGAACGAGGCCAUUGCCGAGAAGGAUGCCGCCAUCGCCGAGAAGGAGCAGCUCUUGCAACAAUUGUCCUCCGCAAACACCGAGCUAGAGACCACGAGGCAGAACCUGCAGGCCACGACCCAGCAGCGCACCGAGUUUGAGCAACAGAUUCAGAACUUCCAGCAGCAGGUGCAGAAGUUGCAACAAGAAGCUCAGGCGAAUGGCCAGACCGCUCAGCCACCCGCUGCUGCCCCCCAGCCUGCGUCUGAUCCGUCCGCAUCUGUGUCUACUGAGGUUGUUGCCCAGCUUGAGCAACAGCUUACGGAGAUCCGCACCCAGCUCGAUGCGGUCUCUGCGCAGAAGGCAAGCGCCGAGCAGGAGCUCGAGAACCUUCGCGCGCAACUCCAGACAGUUGUCGCCGAGAGGGACCAGACCGUCCAGACUGCACAGGAAGCUGCUCAGUCACAACCCCCAGCUGCGGCUGACGCUGUCCAAGCUGCCCCGGCAGAAGCGGCUACCACGAACGGUGCAGGUGGCCUGACUGACGAGCAGCGCAAGGUCUUGGAGGAGAAGAUCGCUGCGGCGGAGGCCAAGGCCGCGGAAGCCGAGCGCAAGGCACAGGAGCUGGAGGAAAAUAUCCAACAGACCAUCAAGGAGCGAUCGGACAAGAUGCGCAACGCCUUGAACGAGAAGCUGCGCCAGUCACGCGAGAAGCUGGAUGCGGAGUUCAAGACCAAAUUGGAGCAGGAGAAGAUUAUCUGGAAGGCCGAGAAUGCCAGCGCCGCCCCGACCAAGCCUUCAGAAGAGCAGCCCGCCGUUGCUGCUACCCCUAUCAAGCAGCAGCACGAUCCCGAUGCCGUUCCGACAACACCAAUUACAAGCACUCCUGGCGGCACAACAGAUCUUUCACAGCUGCCUGAUGCUGAGAUCCGAAAGUUUCUGUCCACCAACCCGACGGUGCGGAGCAUCAUGUCUUCCAAUCUGCGUAAGAAGCUUGAAGAGCAAACUGCCAAGGUCAAGAGUGAGACGGAGACGACUUUGAAGGUCGAGUUCGAGCAACGGAUCAAGGACGCUCGCGAGGAGGGCCAGAUGCUGGCGCAGAAGAAGUCGGCAUUGCAAAUCAAUAUGAAGGACAACCAACUUCGUGGCGCCAACGCCAAGAUCGAGGUUGUCUCUACCGCUGCUACCCAGACUCCUCAGAGACCCGUUGGCGAAGUCUGGGAGGAGGCGAAGGCUGCCAAACCAGCUCCCGCACAACCCACCCCCGCGAAGCCUGCCGCCAACGCGCAGCCUCGCCCCUCAAUUUCGGCACCGUCCGCUGCCGCAGCGCCGGCACAAGGCGCUGCAAACGCAAGUGCACCGCCGGCCGCGACCAACCAGGCACAACCUGCUGCUCAACCACCCAGCGCCAUUCCUCAGCCUGGCAGCGGCAUCCCUCAGCCAUCGAGUGGCAUUCCCCAAGUCAAGCGACAGAUCCCCGCUCCUUCGGAUAACAAACAAGCAGCAAAUGCUGCGGGCAAUCCGUUCGCUGGCACCAACGCUGCUCAGCCGAAUCCUUUUGCUCAGUCAGGCCAGGGCCAGGCUAACCCCUUUGCCCAAGCUGCCCAAGCACCAGGACAACAAGGCCAAGCCCAGCAGCCUGCGACGCAGAAUCAGCCGGCCACACGCAGCACCGGCAUUCCCAUGCCUGGACAACGUGGAGGCGCAACUGCCCGUGGCCGUGGAGGUGCUUACGCUGCUGGCAAUAGAGUGUCGAGUGGAGGAGCCGAGAGAGGCGGAGGUGCUCGUGGUGGACGUGGCGGUGCUAGAGGCGGACAUGCUUCCGCGAUGAACCCUGGUGCUAAUGACUUCCAGCCUGGAAACAAGAGGCCGAGAGGAGAUUCGGAAGCCGGGGGAGCAGGUGGCGCCAAGAGGGCGAGAGGAGGUGGUCACUAG